Brassica napus (rape) is the source of this 2707-nucleotide messenger RNA. RefSeq lists its product as uncharacterized. Bases 214 to 2508 code for a protein of 764 amino acids. Gene Ontology annotation, molecular function: protein binding; zinc ion binding. The transcript is spliced from 3 exons. The record is from RefSeq and is a predicted model, not a curated record. NCBI's taxonomy places the organism in Eukaryota, Viridiplantae, Streptophyta, Magnoliopsida, Brassicales, Brassicaceae.
AAUUAAUUAGUUGAAAGUUUUUGCCGUCUCUCCUCUCUGUCUCUCCGAGUGGCUUGGAUUCGUUUCUCGAAGCAAAGUCUCCGACUUUCAGACCGUACGUGGUCUCUCUGUCUCUCUCCGCCGUUAUCAAAGAUACCCUUUUUCGAUUCUCCCUCUCUUACCAAACUCCAACACUUUGGUCUGUUUCAUUUUAGAUUCGAAGGUUUUGUAGUGAUGGCUACGAAGAAAGUGAUAGCUAUAUGUCAAGCAGGUGGACAGUUCGUAACCAACAAAGAUGGUUUAUUAGUUUACACCAACGGAGACGCUUACGCCAUAGACAUCGAUCAUGACACAUCAUUGAGCGACUUCAGGUCCGAAUUAGCUGAGAAUUUCGGGUUUAGUUGGGAGACGAUGACCCUCAAGUACUUCCUCCCUGGAAACAGGAAAACCCUUAUCACCAUCUCUAAGGAUAAGGACUUUAAACGCAUGGUCAGCUUCUCCUUAGAUGCACCUAAUGUUGAAGUCUUUGUCUUACCUGAGGAAUCUAAAGCCAUGAUUGUGUCCAACAUGCCAGCUAGUAGGUCAAGUAGGACUACUGCAUCUGAAGCAGUGGUACCUGUAGUUUCUGCAGGAGAUAUUGUUAUGAGAGAUGACAAUGAUGAUGAUAUAACAACUAAUGAUUUUCAGAUCGAUAUGGGAGUAGUAAUGCCUGACAUAACCAGCGAUUUCCUUCAAACCGACGACAAACAACACAUCAAACCCGCACAGCAGUGGGAGAACACCAUCACCGGCGUCGACCAAAGGUUCAGCAGCUUCACGGAGUUCCGAGACGCAUUACACAAGUACUCAAUCGCCCACGGGUUCACCUACAAGUACAAGAAGAACGACAGCCACCGCGUCUCGGUCAAAUGCAAAGCGCAAGGCUGCCCCUGGCGCAUCGCCGCGUCGAGGCUCUCCACCACGCAGCUGAUAUGCAUCAAGAGAAUGAACCCGAGGCACACCUGCGAGAGAGCCGUAGUGAAAGCGGGUUACCGCGCGGCGAGAGGCUGGGUUGGGAGUAUUAUAAAGGAGAAGCUGAAGGCUUCUCCUGACUACAAGCCUAAGGACAUUGCAGAGGAUAUAAAAAGAGAGUAUGGGAUUCAGCUGAACUACUCUCAGGCGUGGAGAGCUAAGGAGAUCGCUAGAGAGCAGCUUCAAGGCUCUUAUAAAGAAGCGUAUACUCAGCUUCCCUUUCUCUGCGAGAAGAUUAAAGAGACUAACCCUGGUAGCGUUGCAACUUUCGUGACUAAAGAAGAUUCUAGCUUCCAUCGUCUCUUCAUAUCGUUCUACGCAUCUAUAAGUGGGUUUAGACAAGGCUCUCGCCCUCUACUCUUCCUUGACAGUGUUGUCUUAAACUCAAAGUACCAAGGGGUUAUCCUUGUUGCUACAGCUCCUGACGCAGAAGAUGGAGCGUUUCCAGUAGUGUUUGCGGUUGCGGAUACUGAGUCAGAAGAGAACUGGGUUUGGUUCUUGGAGAGUCUCAAAUUAGCGUUGGCUGAUUCACGGAGAAUCACGUUCGUUGCGGAUUUUCAAAACGGUUUGAAGAAUGCGUUGCCUCUUGUGUUCGGUGACGAGCACCACCAUCACGCCUAUUGCCUGCGACGCCUCGCGGAGAAGCUGAACACUGACUUGAAGGCUCAGUUCUCUCACGAGGCGAGACGGUUCAUGCUCAGCGACUUCUACGCAGCUGCUUACGCCACGCGUCCUGAAGGAUACUACAGUUCUUUGGAGAAUAUAAAGAACAUUUCUCCUGACGCUUGCGCUUGGGUUGUGGAGAGUGAGCCUCACCGUUGGGCUAACGCUUUGUUCGAAGGAGAGAGGUAUAACCACAUGAACUCCACUUUCGGGUUAGAUUUCUACAGCUGGGUCACUGAAGCGCACGAGCUGCCUAUAACUCAAAUGAUAGACGAGCUCAGAGCGAAGCUGAUGCAAACGAUCUACACGAGGCAGGUGCAGUCCCGGGAGUGGGUUGGGACAGUGCUAACACCAAGUAACGAGGAGAAGCUGCGGAAGGAGAUGGAACUCGCUAGGUCGCUUCAGGUGUCGCGGCCUCACGAUAGCUUAUUCGAGGUUCAUGGUGGUGAAUCCAUCAAUGUAGUUGAUAUCGACCAGUGUGAUUGUGACUGUAAGGUGUGGAGAUUGACUGGUUUGCCGUGUAGCCACGCGGUUGCGGUGAUUGAGUGCAUAGAGAAAAGCCCUUAUGAGUACUGCUCUAGGUACUUGACAUCGGAGAGUUAUCGGUUGAUGUAUGCUGAGUCUAUUAACCCUGUCCCUAACGGGGGGAUGAUGUCGGAGGAACAGCCUAUUGAAGGGGUUGUUUCGGUGACGCCGCCGCCCACUAGGAGGACACCGGGGAGACCAAAGAGUAAGCAAGAGGAACCGGUAGACAUGAUCAAGCGUCAACUUCAGUGUAGCAACUGCAAGGGGUUGGGACAUAACAAGAAGACCUGCAAAGCUGGGUCUGAGGUACAGACGGAGAGACAGGAUUAAGACAAAACAUAGUUAUGGUUAGCUGACUUGGCCCAACAUUUUGGUUUUUGUCCCUCUAGUUGUUGGUUUUAGGUGUGGAAGGUUGUGCGACCAAGCGAACAGAGACCAACCAGCACUUAAUCUCUGCUUUUAAUUGGCAUUAAACUUGAUGUAGUUCACAUUUUUGUCAUAAAUUUUUGGAAUUACAGUCCAUAUUAAA